AUGAUGGGCAAGGAGGCGUCUGAGUACAUGCUCUUCGCUUCUGAGGGGGAGCCGUGCUUAUUUAAGCACGUGUCCCCCCGGGACAUCCAGCAAGGCUAUUUGGGCGAUUGCUGGAUGGUCUCCUCCUUUGCUGCAUUGGCGGAGUAUCCCGAUCGAGUGCGGUCCCUGUUCAGGCAACAGGAGCUCACAGCGGAUGGCCGAUACGAUGUCCGGCUCUACGAUCCACAGUCCGAGGAGUGGAAGGUUGUCACCAUCGAUGACCGCCUUCCCUAUUGGAAGAGGAAAGGCAAGCACGGGAAUCUGGUUUUCGCCAAGCCAACGAAGGAGAACGAGUUUUGGCCGUGUUUGCUGGAGAAGGCCGUGGCAAAGUUUGUGGAGUCAUACCACCGACUGGACGGUGGCUGGGAAUCUGUAGCUCUGGAGUGUCUCACGGGCAAGCCGUCCCUUUGCAUCAGCAUCAGCCCCGAUGAGAAGCCACAUUCGCCGUAUUCCUUCACCUGUGGCCCUGAUGAAGCCUCGGCCUCCCACUGUACGGUGCACAUGCGGAUCCAGAGUUAUGAUGCGAAUUGGAGCUAUGCCACUGUGGACGCUUCCAUCAUGACGGAAUGCGAGACCCAGCUGAGCGAUGACUGGGUCUGGGAGAAGCUGAAGCAAUGGAACGGGGAGGGGCAGGCCCUGGCCUGCAACACGCGAGGCAACUACAAAGGCAUUUUGGGAAGCCACGCCUACACGCUUCUGAGGAUGUUGGAUAUUCCCUACACCCGCGAUGGCCAGCAAAAGAUCCUGCGGAUGCUUCAUGUUCGCAACCCCCACGAGACCAACGAGUGGUUCGGAAGAUUCCAUGACGACGACUGGGAGACCUGGAAUGCCUUCCCUGAGGCAUUGAAGGCAACGGGCCACAAGGUGGGCAUUAAAGAUAACGGCGUGUUCUGGAUGGACUGGGAUGAGUACAAGCAGGGCUUCUCUGAUAUUGCCGUGAAUUUCUCGGCCGAAAAGGACGGCCAGCGCUACACGGAUUCUUCGCCCGAGGCAACGCGCCACCACCAAGCCGUGACUUGGGGAGUGGUCGGCCACCAGCCAUGGGCCGGCCUCAAGUGA
This is a messenger RNA of Effrenium voratum, 1098 nucleotides long. Lineage: Eukaryota; Dinophyceae; Suessiales; Symbiodiniaceae. The record is from the annotation of a GenBank genome assembly.